UAGAAUAAGAUAGAAAAUAAGUAGUUCUUCGACGCACUGACACGUUUUCCAUCAGAGAAUCAGUUCUUCAGUAGUUCUUCGACGCACUAACACGUUUUCCAUCACAUGCAGUUUUCCUUCAGAGAGUCAGUUCUUCAGUAGUUUUUCGACGCGCUAACCCGUUUUUCCAUCACAUUUUCAGAAUGCUGCGCAAAGUUUUAGAAAAAUUUUUUGCCAUCGGGUGCAGUAUAAAUCGCAUCCUAAUUCUAGCUGAGUAUUUAUCCGCUUUGACGGACAAUGACAGUGCGAAUUAUGAUGUAUUUUAUAAGUUCGCGGAUCGGUGCGCGAGUUCCAUGUUGAAUAUGCUAGACCUCGGAGGCUAUUUCCACAACAACACAACUUUAAUCGCCAUAAUCAUGGAGAUUAUGGAUCUGCGUCAGGUGUGCGAUCACGACGAGGAGGAUGGCGAGAUCCAUAUAGCCGCUUUUAUGAGACGACAUAAGAUUCAGAAUCAUCUCGUUGCCAUAGUGAAUCCGCUUCCUCCACGUCCUGCAACCGUCGCGGAACAGCUUCCUCCUCCUCCAGGCGAAAGACGUCUCUCAUUGAGUCGUCGUCGUCGACUAUCCGAGAACGAGCCCGAAGAAGUACUUGCACGGAGAAGAAGAUUAGGAAACGCGGUUGAGGAAGAAAUUGCGGCACCACCUUUGCAGGAAAUUAUUAAUAUAUCUUCUGAUGAAGAGGUGGAAGAAAGAGAUGGAACCUUCCGA
Molecule: messenger RNA, 746 nt
Organism: Vollenhovia emeryi
Lineage: Eukaryota; Metazoa; Arthropoda; Insecta; Hymenoptera; Formicidae
Exons: 4
Source: RefSeq, a predicted model, not a curated record